Pogonomyrmex barbatus (red harvester ant) is the source of this 1492-nucleotide messenger RNA. RefSeq lists its product as uncharacterized. The record is from RefSeq and is a predicted model, not a curated record. NCBI's taxonomy places the organism in Eukaryota, Metazoa, Arthropoda, Insecta, Hymenoptera, Formicidae.
CAGUGUAAGUUGAUCUAUGGUCUUGAUCGCAAAGGCAUCAUGAGACAUCAGAGAGAGUGUUUAAUAGCAUUUCUGUGCUUCGGAAUUGCCCUUACGUCGUCGGCUAGUCGUAGAGAGGAGCUCGAGAGGGCCGCUGAACUUGCAGUGGAAAAGGCAGCUGAAAGAGCGGCCGAGAGGGCAGUAGAAAAAGCUUUGAAUAGCGGGAAUAGUACGACGGAAUCCAAGACUAUUCGUGAAUCUUAUUCCAAUGUUAGAAAAGAUCCGUGCAAAGAGAAGAAAGAGAACGACGAUUUCGACGAUAGCAGCGUGGAGCCAGAUGAUGAAGUGGAACCAGAAGAAGACGCGGACCAUUGGAGUAGAUAUUUACGAAAUUCGAGAUUUGCCUCUCGACGCACAAGAGACAGAGACUUUCGUGCAUGGCUCAGCAAGAUCGAUUUUAAAGACAUGACGGAUAUCUGGAAAAGAUUUCCGAGGAGUGAUUGGUCCCACGAGGACACGAGUUGGGAUAAACCGAGCAAAAAGAUCGUGACCGUGCAGAAGAAGGUACCAGUACCAGUACCAGUGACGAUCGAAAAGAAAAUUCCAUAUUCAAUCUACAAGCACGUUCCUUACGAGAUCAAAGUACCUGUAUCACAGUCUUACACAGUGGAGAAGAAAGUGCCUUACCCGGUCAAGGUCUACGUGAACGUACCGGUUGAGGUGCCGGAACCUUAUCAAGUCGAGAAGCAAGUACCUUACAAAGUGAAGGUCGAUAACCCUGUGCCGUACAAAGUCGAGGUGCCACUACUGCAGCCAUAUACAAUCGAGAAGAGGAUUCCGGUCGAGGUAAAGGUACCGAUAUCGCAGCCGUAUACCGUCGACAAGCCGGUACCCUACGAAGUCAAAGUACCUGUCAAGAUACCGACACCGUAUGAGGUUGAAAAAAAGGUACCAGUACCAGUUAAGAUUCCUGUUGACCGGCCAUAUCCGGUACCAGUGCCGAAACCGUACCCAGUAGAGGUCACCAGACCGUAUCCGGUUGAAGUGACUAAACCGUAUCCAGUAAGAAUUAAAGUACCUGUGGAGAAACCGUAUCUAGUGCCGGUCGAGAGGCCGGUUCCGGUACCUGUCAAAGUGCCGGAUCCCCAACCAUAUACCGUGGAGAAACCAGUGUCGGUGGAGAUAGUGAAACCUUAUCCCGUCCCGAUUAAAGUACCCGUGGACAAACCUUAUGAGGUAUACGAGACGAAGUCGGUGCUUAUACCGGUGAAAAAGCCCUUUCCGUAUAUCGUGCAAGUGCCGGUACCCGUCAAACCCGGUUGGAAGAAUCGUACCAAGGAAGAUUUACUAGAGAGCGAAAGCGCCGAGACUAAGUGGCGAUGACCGCAAUGGUCAGAUGAAUCAUUCAAUUGAUAAAACCGCAGGUGGUUAUUUGCUAGCAAUUCAUCGUGCAUUAAGUAUAUAAAAAAAUAUAUCAUAUAAAACGCGACAAAUAAAUUUAAUAUAAUUUAGG